Messenger RNA from Racocetra persica, 726 nucleotides. Lineage: Eukaryota; Fungi; Glomeromycota; Glomeromycetes; Diversisporales; Gigasporaceae. The record is from the annotation of a GenBank genome assembly.
AAAAAUAUUCCAAUAAUUCUACUUCAAUCAAGUCUUCAAACAAAAAAAAAAGCUUUAGACAGAGGUAAAAAAUGCUUCAAGAUUAGUUGGAUCUGGCAGCACUUCAAGGAAACCAAAAUUAGAGAUGUAGAUAGAGAAGAGAUCCCAAUAAUUGUUUUCCAAGAGAAAAAUGAUGAUAAUACUAAUUGUGAUACAUCAUACGUCUAUACUAGCAGAUUAACAGAAAAUGCAAUCAAUAAUAAGCAAGGUGUAUCAAAUAUUAAAAAAUAUUCUGAGGCCCGGAAAAAUCAAUUAAGACAGUUACUUACAAUAUGGGUUAUAAAAGAUUUACAGACAAUUUAUGUUGGUGUUUCAAAAAUUUCUGAAUACUUGCAUACAAUAGCCGAUUGCCCAACACCCCAAUCUGAUUUCAAUACCAAGAAAGAUCUUAAAUAUUUAAAAAAAAUAUUGCUUCUUGAUGAUGAGUGGGAUACAAUAAAUGAUUUAGUAGAGAUUCUCCAACUAUUCGCCGAAGCUACUAAUUACUUAGGUGGAAACUUAUUCGACAAUGAUACAAGUGACGAAGAAGAAAAGAAUGAACAGGAUUAUACGCCAAUUAAUCCCAGGUAUAAAAAUCUAUGUUUUGUCUCAUUUGCUGAACGAUUUGCUACUGAAAAUUUACUUCAUAAGAAGUAUGAUAAAAUGAAAAAUAAUAUAGAUAAAGAGAAAAAAAAUAUUAGAACAGAG